Molecule: messenger RNA, 798 nt
Organism: Fukomys damarensis (Damara mole-rat)
Lineage: Eukaryota; Metazoa; Chordata; Mammalia; Rodentia; Bathyergidae
Gene: CUNH9orf57
Product: chromosome unknown C9orf57 homolog
Exons: 4
Coding region: 127-429 (100 amino acids)
Source: RefSeq, a predicted model, not a curated record
GUUAUAAUUGGAUUCAACCCAUUAGGAAUUUUACUUAUCAAACAAGGAAAAUUUCUGAAGAAGAUAGGACGGAGUUAAUGGUGGGAUGCCUUUCCAUCCACCUUCCUACUGGCUGCAAACUGAAGAAUGAGAAGGAUGAUCUUUGUUGGUGUGUUUAUCUUAUUCUGUCUCUUAGGAGAUGUUGGAAGUGUGCUUUGUAGGUCAUGCAAUCUCUCAGUCCCCUUCCAUGGAUGCCUUCUAGACUUUGGAGUCUGCAAAACAAAGCCUGGUCAGUACUGUAUACAAGAGAGUCAUGUAAAAGGUGGCAUUCAAUGGUUUACAGUUAAAGGUUGCACGGAGGAUCACUCAGAGUGUUUCAAGAAAGAACAUAUAAAUGCUUUUGAAACUCACUCUACUCACUGCUGCCUUCAACCAAUGUGUAACUUUUGAAGAAUUGGUCCAUAGUUAAGUCAGUCAGUCUCAAAGUUUGACCUGUUUUUCACAAGAUGGCAGCUACUGCCAAUUAGCCCUCUUCAAAAACCUCAGACUUUUGUAUGCCACGGAGCUGAUGAUCUGAAGUUGACUCUGGCAUUUAAAGUGCCCAACUCCUCUCCAACCAUCUCCAACUCAGAAAUAAUUUUUUCAACACCAUCUCUCUCCUCUCUUCCUUUUACUUAAUUCCAUUUCCUGCCCCUGGUAAUUUCAAGGCUACAAACAAGUGAAAAUGAGUUUUCAAGUCAAACUAAUCACAUUAUUUCUAAUUAGUUUAUUUCCCUAAAUAUUUCCAUUGCAAAAUACAUUUAGGAAUGAAUCACAAGA